AUGGAGAUUACAGCAAUAUCGUUUGUUCUUCCCUUGGCUGUCCUCUUCUUCACAAAUGCUCGCGCCGCCACCUUUACCAUCACGAACAAUUGUCCUUACACUAUAUGGCCGGCAACCUUAACAGGUAGCGGAACUCGGUUGUCCUCAACUGGUUUCGAGUUAGCCAGCAAAGCAGCAUUGCCUCUACAAGUCACUCCUCCAUGGAGUGGCCGUGUAUGGGCUCGAUCUGGUUGCACCACAGACCCUAGCGGCAAGUUCACAUGCGCCACUGCUGACUGCGGUUCUGGUCAGGUCCAGUGUAUUGGUGGUGCAAUCCCACCAGCUUCUCUUGCAGAGUUCACCAUAGCAGCUCCUGGUGGAAAAGAUUUCUUUGAUGUUAGCCUUGUUGACGGCUUUAAUUUGCCUCUUUCGAUAAGCCCACAAGGGAAUCCUGCGUGCAGUAGCACGAGUUGCCCAAGCGAUAUCAACGCUGUUUGUCUGCCGGAACUGGCUGUCAAGGGGGCAAAUGGAGCUGUCGUUGCUUGCAAGAGUGCUUGCUUAGCUUUUGGUCAGCCGCAAUAUUGUUGCACCGGUGAUUAUAAUUCGCCGGAAAAGUGUCCUCCGACAAGUUAUUCAAAAUUUUUCAAGAGCCUGUGUCCUCAAGCUUAUAGUUAUGCUUUUGACGAUAAAAGUAGCACAUUUACGUGUGAUGGAGCUAAUUACCUUAUUACAUUUUGUCCAUGA
This is a messenger RNA of Manihot esculenta (cassava), 723 nucleotides long. RefSeq names its product thaumatin-like protein 1a. The transcript is spliced from 2 exons. Gene Ontology annotation, cellular component: extracellular region. Gene Ontology annotation, biological process: defense response. The record is from RefSeq and is a predicted model, not a curated record. Bases 1 to 723 code for a protein of 240 amino acids. NCBI's taxonomy places the organism in Eukaryota, Viridiplantae, Streptophyta, Magnoliopsida, Malpighiales, Euphorbiaceae.